Morone saxatilis (striped sea-bass) is the source of this 1654-nucleotide messenger RNA. Its product is annotated as ermin-like. Gene Ontology annotation, biological process: actin filament organization; regulation of cell shape. The coding region runs from base 228 to 1157 and encodes 309 amino acids. Lineage: Eukaryota; Metazoa; Chordata; Actinopteri; Moronidae. The record is from RefSeq and is a predicted model, not a curated record. The transcript is spliced from 2 exons. Gene Ontology annotation, molecular function: actin filament binding.
UACAUGGUACUACAGAGCACGCUUGCACUGCCGACUGAAAUGCGGGAUGGAUUCUUCCUUCACUCUUUGACAAUGCAGGAUGAAAACAAGUAUUUUGAUAACAUGGAACGCUGGAGCAGACAAUGCAAAGUCUGAGGCUGCUUUAUUUUGUCAAUUAAUCUGCAGAAAAAGCAUUGGAGCUUGACCAUUUUCGACAUCAUUGGGGAUAGAAAAACAGGACGGUGGAAAUGGAGGCGAGCACAAUGCCUCCAAAGGCCCCAAGGCUCACAGUAGAAGAAGAUGCAAUGGCAUCCCAGGUCCUGGAGAUCAUUGGUGGGAUCACUCUUGGGGGCCUCCAGACACUGGACGAGGCUGAAGACAAAGAUGUGUGGUCAAUGGAGGAGGGAGACGACUCGGUGUUCUACAGUGAUGAGGACCAAGCUCAUCACGGCAUAAAAACAAACACAUCUUGUGAUUUUGGUGCCAACGAGUGCAAGCGUCUUGUCAACAGUGUGACAUCUGACGAACCUAUCCCACAGGGGGGGCCUGAUCAGGAAGAAGAAUCCAUUAUUGACAAAGAUAAUUCAGAGAUGGAAAAGAAGGUGACUCAGCAGGUCAUUCUGACCGAACAAGGAGAGGAACGGCAAGAGCUCCAGACACCAAAAACUGAACCUAUGGAUCAGUCAGAUGUUGCAGAUCCAGGACAACAAUCGAUGAGCGCCUGUGGAGAAUCUCUACACCUAAACUUCACAGGCGCAGACAUGCAAACAGGAAACAGAUCAGCAGAAAAAGCAAAUCUACCAGUACAGGAGGAAGUGGCACUAGACGCACAGACACCAGACCUUGAACCCUUUGAUGUAACUAAUGAGGAGAGUUUUACAAAGCCGAAUGGGGAGGCAGAAAUCCCGGAGCAGAUGUCUAGUGACAAACUCCAGAUAUCAGGUGACAGGCAGCUUCAGGUGGACCAGGAGCCAGAGCAAGACCACAACAUGCAUGACAUUGUUCACCAAAACCCCAGCCCAGGCCACUCCACUCUGCCUAUGUUGGAGAAAUCCGUCCACCAGAAAUGCUUCAACCACCUCUCUUCCUCCAAAUACAGCACCGUGUCCUACCGCAAGAUCCGCAGAGGCAACACCCGCCAGAAGAUAGAGGAGUUUGAGUACAUGAUGAAUUUGUAAGAUUUUUUUGUUUUUCAGGAACAUAAACACUGCUGAACAUGAUACAUAACAAAAAAAAUGAGCAUUAAAAAGAAAAUGUACAUCUAUGUCGUAUGUUACAGCUUAAAUAUUUAUUUGUUCUAAAAAACCUACUUGAAAAUCUCUGAUGUUACUCUCCAGGUCACUCACAAGAUCUUUAAAUUAAGAGUACUAUUUGUUUCUGUUGUUUGGUAUCUAAUUGCUGAGCAGUGCAUAACAACAAUCUCAUAUUUGCCUUUAUGGUUUUAGGAGGAUAACAUCUUGUUAUGUAAGGGAGGUACAGAUUAAAUAAAUAAGAAGCUCAGGGCUGUAUAAUCCUACUGCCUAUAACAAGUAAGUAGUAGUGUUGUUUGGUAUUAGAGCUUCAGUAUCUUAACUUCUGGAGAGGACUUAAGUGUUUUUGAGUGACCAACUAAACAUAACUUCUUACAUGCCUUAAUGGCUAUUGGAUAAGAAACAAAUAAAAAGAGAUGCAUGCA